Messenger RNA from Paramacrobiotus metropolitanus, 2017 nucleotides. RefSeq names its product U4/U6.U5 tri-snRNP-associated protein 2-like. NCBI's taxonomy places the organism in Eukaryota, Metazoa, Tardigrada, Eutardigrada, Parachela, Macrobiotidae. The transcript is spliced from 11 exons. Gene Ontology annotation, biological process: protein deubiquitination; mRNA processing; spliceosomal complex assembly. Gene Ontology annotation, molecular function: cysteine-type deubiquitinase activity; zinc ion binding. The record is from RefSeq and is a predicted model, not a curated record. Bases 190 to 1713 code for a protein of 507 amino acids.
CUAUGCGGCAUAGCUUUUGAUUUUUUACAAAACCAAGAAAAAUUAACGUACUACCCUAGUAAUUAUUUUAACAGUCACGCAAAUCUUACAAAUUGAUACUCCUGAGAGUUGAGCCUCUUGCUUGUGAAAUAUUUGUUUCCUACCGGAAAAGACAAGUUGUUUGUUUAGUCUCGCUGCCUUGUAGAAAGAAUGGAGUUCGCGAAUGGAGAUCGCGACAACAGUAAGAGCGGCGCGAAACGCGAAGACAUGGACGAUGUUGAGAGAGGUUUUUCUGAUCGUCCAGAAAAAAAGCCUCGCAGUUCCGAGCAUCCAUUGUCAAGAAAUUGCCCUUAUUUAGAUACAAUUAACAGAGCGGUUUUGGAUUUUGACUUUGAGAAGCUAUGCUCCGUUUCUCUAUCGCACUUGAAUGUGUACGCUUGCCUGGUGUGCGGCAAAUACUUCCAGGGCCGCGGCAACAGCACGCACGCGUACACCCACAGUGUGGAGCAGGGACAUCAUGUGUUCCUGAAUUUGUCCAGUUUAAGGUUUUAUUGCCUGCCGGAUGGAUACGAGAUCCUGACUUUGACACUGGAGGAUAUUACGUUUAAUCUCAAGCCACAUUUUUCCGAUAAAGAAAUCAAAGAAAUGGAUACGGACAGCCGGAUGGCAAUUGCUUACGAUGGGUCGUCCUAUCUGCCUGGUGUUAUUGGGUUGAAUAACAUCAAGGCCAACGAUUACUGCAACGUCGUUUUUCAGGCGCUUUCGCAUGUUCGCCCAAUACGGAAUUACUUUCUCAAAGAAUCCAACUACGCUGCGAUUAAGAGGCCACCAGGCGAUAACAUGAUCGUGCUUGUUCAGCGCUUUGGGGAACUUUUGCGAAAACUGUGGAACAGGCGGAAAUUUAAGGCUCACGUGAGUCCUCACGAGAUGUUGCAAGCUGUUGUCUUGUGUAGUAAAAAGAAGUUCCAGUUUACAGUUCAAGGGGAUUCCGUGGCAUUCUUGUCGUGGUUUCUUAACGCAGUGCAUCAGGGAUUAAAUGGCACUUCAAAGCCAGGUAGCAGCGUCAUCUUCAAAACGUUUCAAGGCAUGAUGAACGUUUAUUCCAAAAAGUUGCCGCCCUUAGAAAUGACUGCGGAAGAGAAAUCAGCGGCAUCGUUGCUCCCCGAAUAUCAAGAAACUGUACAACAAACUCCAUACUUGAUGCUAACAUGCGAUCUCCCUCCAGUGCCGCUUUUCCCGGACGAAAAAAGCGAAAGUAUCAUUCCUCAGAUUCCACUUUACACUCUUAUGCAGAAGUUCAACGGGGUGCAAGAGAAGGAACAAAAAACUUAUAAAGAUUCGACGGUGAAACGUUUUGAAAUUACGAAACUGCCGCCAUAUUUAAUUGUCAGCAUAAGGCGUUUCAACAAUAACACAUUCUUCAUCGAGAAAAACACAACAAUUGUGAACUUUCCGAUAAGAAAUUUUGAUUUUGGAGAUCUUUUGACGGCAGAAGCGAAAAAAGCUCAUAAAUGUACCGUUUAUGACUUGAUAGCGAAUAUCGUUCACGAUGGCGAAGCCAGUGCCGGAGGUAAAGGCACGUACCGCGUAUUCCUUCUCCACAAAGGAACUUCCAAGUGGUUCGAAAUGCAAGAUCUCCAUGUAACUGAAGUCUUACCGCAAAUGAUUACUCUGUCAGAAUCGUACAUUCAGGUUUGGGAGCGACAGGAUCAAGCUUCAUUGUCGAGGGCUUAAGUCUGCAAAUUAUGCGUUAACGUGGGAAUCGUUGGACAGGUCAUUGUUCUCUGUAUUUGCUUUUUUGAUCGGUGAUUCUGUGUUUUUAUCUGAAAUGUUAAUCGUUGCAACAGUUCUCAAUCUGCAAAUCGAGGUUUCUCUUUAUUACUUCAUCAGAUUUGGUAAAACUAUGAGAAAGGAAAGAAACUGAGUGAUGAUGUGCGCCCCUUCAAGAGGCCUGUAUAUCUCACGGUAAAUUACUGCUUAACAGAAACCUUUCACAUGGAACGGAGAAACAAUACCGAAUUAAAGUUAGCGACAACGA